Molecule: messenger RNA, 1049 nt
Organism: Ooceraea biroi (clonal raider ant)
Lineage: Eukaryota; Metazoa; Arthropoda; Insecta; Hymenoptera; Formicidae
Product: farnesol dehydrogenase-like
Source: RefSeq, a predicted model, not a curated record
AAAGAUCCUUAUUGUUGGAAUAAAAAGAACAUUAUAAUAACAAGUAAAUUUCGAAAUGUCUACUUUUACAUAAUUUCACAACCGGUUAAAGUUUUAGUUUCCUCCAUGAAUAAAUUAAACUUAAUUACAAUACCGUCGGCGUUGGUGAGGCUAAACGUUCAAAAGAAGCUAUGACAGUCAGUAUCUAAUACUUGGAAGAAUUGUCGCUGUGAUGGAUCAUUGGGAAGGAAAAGUCGCAUUGGUCACUGGAGCGAGUGUCGGAAUAGGCGCAUCAAUUGCGAGAGAGCUUGCGAAAAAUGGCAUGAAAGUGAUUGCCGUCGCACGAAGACUAGAGAAAUUGCAGGAAUUGGCAGCAAAUAUCAAAGACGAAUACAAAGCCGAUAUUUAUCCAAUGCAAUGCGACGUCCAAAAGGAAGAAGACAUCCUCAAAGUGUUCGAAUGGGCCCACGAGAAACUAGGAGGUGUUGAUGUAUUGGUUAACAAUGCCGGCGUGGUACAUCUUGAGACGAUUAUAGAGGGAAAAACAGCAAACUACCAUCACAUUAUGAACGUAAACGUGAUAGCGGCAGCAAUUUGUUCACGGGAAUUAGUGCAAUCCUCCAAACGACGCAAAACACCGGCUCAUAUCGUUAAUAUCAGCAGCAUGGCAGGGCAUUGUCCUGAGCUAAUUACUUACCCAAUAAGUGUCUAUGCUGCCAGUAAAUCUGCUCUUAAGAGCAUGGCAGCAACUCUACGUAAUGAAUUGAUAAACUCCAAGCUUGACGUAAAAGUCACGAACAUCAGUCCCGGAUUUGUAGAGACGGAUAUGAUAAUGAAUGUUGAAUCUUAUAUUAAAAAGUAUGAUAUGGGUCUUCUACUAGCUAAAGAUAUUGCAGAUAUGGUAGUUUGUGUUUUAAGUACACCACACCACGUGCAGAUAUAUGAAAUGAUUGUCGUAUCGCAUAAAAUUUCAACUAAAGCUUCACCGUUGGUGUUUAAUAAAUAAUUGUACCGUGCAUGUUUUGUUAUGAAAGUGUGAAAAACAUAAAAUAUAUGAAGAUUUUAUUGGA